CAUAAGAGACAUUCAAACACAAUACUAAACAUGGAUCCGAGAGCAUAUUUUGAUGUUAUCAAUGAUGUCGUUGGCAAUUUUAUGGAUCCAUUUGUACCCACUGUCACAGUGACCGCGUACUUUGGUGACCAUAGGUUGACCAAUUGUAGUGAACUUAGAUUGGCCACAGCUCAAAUUGCACCAAGGGUUGUCAUAGGUGGUAACCAGGAUGAGCUAUACACACUGAUCAUGGUCGACCCGGAUGCGCCAAAUCCUAACGAACCAUCGUCGCGGGAGGUGGUUUUGUGGAUAGUGACAAAUAUACCUGGUGGAACUUCGACUGCUGAAGGAAGGGAAUUUAUGGCAUACGAUGUGCCCAACCCUCAAGUCGGGUUCCAUCGUUUUAUAAUGCUUCUGUACAGGCAAGCAUCACCGCUCAAUGAGAUUGAAGCACUUCCAUCGCGUGAUUGCUUCAAAAGCAAUGAGUUCGCUGAGAAGCACAACCUUGGAACACCGCUCGGGAUCGCUUACUUCUAUGUCCGAAGGCAAGCAAGAAGGAAUGCUUAAGGAUGACUCGUUGGUCAUGCUUCAGACCUAUGUUGAGUGAUGCUGUUAUUGUAUAUUGCAUAAUAAAAUAUGAUCAGAA
Messenger RNA from Helianthus annuus (common sunflower), 625 nucleotides. Its product is annotated as protein MOTHER of FT and TFL1. The transcript is spliced from 3 exons. Gene Ontology annotation, biological process: positive regulation of seed germination; response to abscisic acid. The coding region runs from base 31 to 546 and encodes 171 amino acids. The record is from RefSeq and is a predicted model, not a curated record. NCBI's taxonomy places the organism in Eukaryota, Viridiplantae, Streptophyta, Magnoliopsida, Asterales, Asteraceae.